Molecule: messenger RNA, 474 nt
Organism: Nannospalax galili (Upper Galilee mountains blind mole rat)
Lineage: Eukaryota; Metazoa; Chordata; Mammalia; Rodentia; Spalacidae
Gene: Ubd
Product: ubiquitin D
Exons: 2
Biological process (GO): protein ubiquitination; ubiquitin-dependent protein catabolic process; response to tumor necrosis factor
Cellular component (GO): nucleus
Molecular function (GO): protein binding; proteasome binding
Source: RefSeq, a predicted model, not a curated record
UGUGUGCAUGUCCGCUCUGAACAAUGGCCAUUAAUGACCUUUGAUACCAGCAUGGAUGACAGAGUGAAGAAGAUCAAUGAACAUAUCAGAUCCAAGACCAAGGUUCCGGUGCUGGACCAGGUCCUUCUGCUGGGCUCCAAGGCCCUGAAUCCCCAGAGAAAGCUGUCGUCUUAUGGCAUUGACAAAGAGACGACCAUCCACCUCACCCUGAAGGUGGUAGGGCCCAGUGAUGAGGAGCUGUCCUUGUUUCUGGUGGAGUCAGGCUCUGAGGGGCAGCGGCACCUCCUCCAGGUACGAAGGUCCAGCUCAGUGGCCCAGGUGAAAGAGAUGAUCCAGAGUGUGACCGCUAUGAUCCCAAAGAAACAGAUUGUGACUUGCAAUGGCAAGAGACUGGAAGAUGGGAAGGUCAUGGCUGACUACAACAUCAGAAGGGGCAGUUUGCUCUUUCUCACGGGGUACUGUAUUGGGGGGUGA